Durio zibethinus is the source of this 1991-nucleotide messenger RNA. The record is from RefSeq and is a predicted model, not a curated record. Lineage: Eukaryota; Viridiplantae; Streptophyta; Magnoliopsida; Malvales; Malvaceae.
UACAUAUCAUCACUUAUAGAGUAGAGAUAAGCAAAUUCUCGUUAUAAAGGAGGAGCAAUCUAGGACCUCUCACGUUCAACACCAAACAAUCCUUCCAUGGCUUCCUCAAACCAGCAGCCAGUUCAUCAUUUCCUUCUUGUCCCUCUAAUGUCCCAAAGCCAUCUCAUCCCCUUCACAGACUUGGCCAAAGUACUUGCAGAUCAUGGCCAGCAAGUUACCAUUGUCAUGACACCCCUUAAUGCAGCCCGGUUCAAUAAUGCAAUCAUUGACUAUGCCAUGAAUUUCAACCUCAAAAUUCAGUUUCUGCUAUUGUCUUUUCCUGGACAAGAAGCUGGAUUGCCUAAAGGAUGCGAAAAUUUGGACUCACUUCCUUCUCUAGACCUAACAGCAAAAUUCUUCCAAGCUAGCAAUAUGCUACAUGAACCUUUGGAGAAAUGGCUUCAGGAUUUAGAGUCGCUUCCCAGUUGCAUAAUUUCUGACAUUUGUCUUCCUUGGACUUCAGAUCUCGCUCUCAAGUUCAAAAUUCCAAGGGUUGUGUUCCAUACAGUUUCUUGCUUUACUCUCCUUUGCUCUCACAAUAUUAAGCGCUACGAGGUUCAAGACGGAAUCACAUCUGAUUCUGAGCCUGUUUUGGUACCAGGCGUACCAGACAGAAUUGAAUUCACUAAGGCCCAAUUGCCUGAAUCCCAGAGAAAAAGUUCGGAUGAUUUGAAUAACCUUGUAAACCAAUUUAAAGAAGCAGAACUUUCGGCAAGUGCGGUGCUGGUGAAUUCUUUUGAAGAGAUGGAAUCAGGGUAUGUGAAAGCAUAUCAGAAAUUUGUAAACAACCUUUGGUGUAUCGGGCCGCUUUCUUUGUGCAAUGAAACGACAUCAAACAAGUUACGGACGGGUAACAAGACUUCCAUUGAUGAGCAUGAAAGCUUAAACUGGCUUAAUUCCCACAAGUCAAGAUCUGUAAUUUAUGUUUGCUUUGGUAGCCUGUCUCACAUGUUGCCUCCACAAUUAAUAGAGCUUGGGUUGGGAUUAGAAGCCUCAAAUUGUCCAUUCAUUUGGACCAUAAAAAAGAUAGAUUAUACACCAGAACUAGAGAAAUGGUUCAAGGAGCAGAGAUUUGAAGAGAGGAUUAAAGGGAGAGGUCUCAUAAUCCGAGGAUGGGCUCCUCAAGUUCAAAUAUUGUCACAUCCAGCAACAGGAGGUUUCUUCACACACUGUGGUUGGAAUUCAACGAUUGAAGGAGUAAGCGCAGGUUUGCCAAUGAUAACUUGGCCGAUGUUUGCUGAACAAUUUUACAAUGAGAAGUUUGUAGUUCAAAUACUGAAGAUUGGUGUCAAGAUUGGGGUUGAGGUACCCAUGAAUGCAAAGGUGCUAACGGUGAAAAGGGAAGACGUAAAAAAGGCUAUAAAGCAGCUGGUUGAUGGAGGAGAUGAUGCAGAAGAGAGAAGGAAAAGAGCCAAAAAACUUGGAGAGAUGGCGAAAAGGGCAGUUGAAAAAGGAGGUUCUUCUUACUUGAACGCAACAUUGUUGAUCGAACAUGUAAAUCAACAGGGCAAGUCGUAUCAGAGGUGAUCAGCCCAAGCUAAAACAUUGCUGCUCGCAAAAGCUAGCACAAUUCUAUUACUACACGUUGCAAUUCCUAGGUAUCAUCGUCGCAUUGGCUCACAAAACGCGGUAAGGCUGAACGGGUGAGACAUGAUGGACGUGAGUAAGAUAUGUAUGGGCCACAAUAUUGUGAUGUUUGUCCGUUUACUGUUGAUUUUAAGCCUCUUUUUCAAGAGUGAUGGGAUGUUUGUUUAGCAUAUCUAUAUUGAGCAACCCUACGAUAUCUAUAUUGGGCAACCCUACGACUUUCCAGAGUUUAUGAUUAACAGACAGGCAGGAAGAUUUAAACUUUAAAAUAUGCUUUUUUCAUCCAGAGAUCUAUUUUUUUCUACACAUAGUAAUAAUUGUGUUAGAGAUAAAAUCGCUUGACUUUUUGUGCUAAAAACGGUAGU